Capsicum annuum is the source of this 1682-nucleotide messenger RNA. Its product is annotated as protein DEHYDRATION-INDUCED 19 homolog 6. The coding region runs from base 818 to 1450 and encodes 210 amino acids. The transcript is spliced from 5 exons. The record is from RefSeq and is a predicted model, not a curated record. Lineage: Eukaryota; Viridiplantae; Streptophyta; Magnoliopsida; Solanales; Solanaceae.
CAUGCAUUUGUCUUGUACACUGUUCUUGCACUGUGUUUGCUAUUUUUUCUGUCUUACUUUCCUUUUUAAAUCUGUUUAGAAAAAAAAAGUUUUAGUGCAUUGAGCUGUAAGCAUAACAUUAAUGAGCAUUUUGGUACAUAAUAUACAUCUUUAGUUUAAAUAAAGAUCACAUAAUUCAAGAGUCACUUUACUUUUUUAAAUUUUAUGUCAAGUUAAAAUAAGACGAACAAAUUAAAUUGAAUGUUGUAUUUUUAUUUUUUUUUUUGUUUUUACAUCAAUUAAAUUUUGUGGUAGGCAUUUUAGGUCUGUGUCUGUCUCACUCUUAGGGAGUUAUAAAAAGUUGUGCGAAGCUUUUGGGUUGACAACUUGACAUAGAUAUUGGUAAUUUUGGCCAUGGUUUUCCCAUUAAUUGGUAAUUUACAUACUGCAGUUCCUCCCCUUCUCAGGUUUUUGUAGUUUAUAUGCUUUACUUUUUUAGUCUUUUGCUUUGUUAAUAUCUUGGAUGAUGUUAUGAGUUCCAUUAUUAUGUAUUGUGUUUCUUCCAGUUUUAUGCAAUUACUCUUUAUAACUACUAUUUCAGUUGGUUUAUCAGUGAGAGAUUUUUGUUAGGGGUGUCAAAUGAUCGCGUUGGGCUGAAUUUGGGCGGGUCAUAUUUUUCAUUAAUUAAUUUUGCAAGUACAAAUAGCGUCCACCGGUCACUUUUAAGUAUUGUCCUGGACAUUAUCCAGGGCCACAAGUUGGCUAUUUAUGAAAUUUUUCCUAGCUUUGCCACCCAUAGGUUUGUACACAAAUUUAUACAUCGAGAAUAAUUGAUGGAAUGAUACAACCCAAAGAAAGUAGGAAAUUAAAGAAGCUGUUAUUCAUGAAUGUGGAUCAGCUUUGUCCAAAUUCUCACUUGAAUGGGGGGAAUGAAGCAGAAGAAGAUGUUAGAGCUUGGUUCCCUUGCCCUUUCUGUUAUGUCGAAAUUGAAGUGCCAACGCUGUGCAGUCAUUUGCAAGAUGAGCAUUGUUUUGACUUAAAAAACGCGGUCUGUCCCAUAUGUGCUGCAACUUUGGGGAAAGAUCCUACCGGACAUUUUUCUGUCCAACAUGCACAAUCAGUAAAGAGGAGGAGAAAUUACCUAAAACCUGGCUUCUGGAAUAACACCACAGCUAUGAUCGGAAAGGAUUCUCGAGAAAUAACUUCAUUUUUUGGUACAAAUUCAGCAUUUGGUCGGUAUAAGGUUCAAGAAUCUGCUCCCGAUCCACUUCUACUGCCAUUUCUCUGCAAUACUCCUCCGUUUGAUCCUAAAUGCAGGCAGCAAGAUAAGUCCUCUGUUUGUGACGCUGCUACUACUGAAAUAGGAAGCAUCAAGUUAGCUGUAUGCGAUCCAGCGCUAGAAGAGGAUUUUGAAGAGAAAGGGCAGAGAGCUGCAUUUCUUCAAGAGCUGGUUGCUUCAACUAUCUUUUAGGAAAUCAACCAAUUUUUUGGAUGCCAUCCAUCAACAUGAAGAUGAUCUGCUUUCAUAGAAUCAUGCAGGCGAUGAUUGUUCCAAAUUACUAGCAGAAGUCAUGUAACACUAGAAAACAUCUCAAACUAUGUACUCAUAUGAAGAGACUACAUAGGCACUUUUUACAGCUGCGUAUCAAUGUUAUGAUAUUCAAGUAUAUUAAUGCAAUCUCAUUUGUCCUCGAGGACCUACA